CCCUCGCGCUCUCUCCUCGCGCUCUCUCCGCAGCCGCGCGCUCCUAUAGGCUAAUCAGUUGGUAGUUUUAUCACAGCCUCAGCAUCCUCUCUCCCUCCUCCGGCAGCAGAGGAACACCGACAGCCCGAGCGAACACUGGUGUUUUUGACCGCGGCCAUGGUGGAAAUGACGGAUAUCGUGUGCCUUCUCGUCCCGCUGGUGAUGCUGGCGGGCUCCAGUCUCCAGACCGAUGGGAAGAGCGGCAAAGAAGCGGAUAAGACCGGGAAUUUCAUGGAAGACGAGCAGUGGCUGUCCACCAUUUCACAGUACAGCCGCAAGAUCAAGCACUGGAAUCGCUUCAGAGACGAUGAUUAUGUGCGUACCUGGGACGAAAACCAAGGCUCCAGUGACAAUGUAGACACAACCAAGGACCCCUGUCAGAAGGUUAAGUGUAGCCGGCACAAGGUGUGUAUCGCCCAGGGCUACCAGAGAGCUGUGUGCGUCAACCGCAAGAAGCUGGAGCAUAGACUGAAGCAGCCUGCUCUCCGCUCUCCUGACGGCAGCUGUCAGCCCUGUCCCAUAUCCUCCACCGGGCCUGUAUGCGGCUCCGACGGACACAACUAUGCUUCUAAGUGCAAGUUGGAGCAGCAGGCUUGUCUUACAGGGAAGGAACUGACGAUGAAGUGCGCGGGCCUGUGUCCUUGUCCCACCGCCGCUCCCACCGCCAAGGACGCCAAACGCGAGAGCUGCACCGGGCAGGAUCUGGCUGAUCUGGGCGAGCGUCUAAGGGACUGGUUCCAGCUUCUGCAGAGCAACGCCAAACAGAACAACAACAGCAAGAGUGGAGCCAAGAGCAGCACACCCUACUCUGCAUCAGUGCUGGACAGGAGCCUGGGGGCCAGCUGUAAGGACUCCAUAGGCUGGAUGUUCUCCAGACUGGACACUAAUGGAGACCUGUACCUGGACCAAGCCGAGCUGGCAGCCAUCAACCUGGACAAAUAUGAGAUCUGCAUCCGGCCCUUCUUUAACUCCUGUGACUCUUACAAGGACGGCAAAGUGUCUACAGCUGAGUGGUGCCUCUGCUUCUGGAGAGAGAAACCUCCAUGCCUGGCUGAACUGGAGAGAAUCCAAGUGCUGGAUGGAGGCAAGAGAAAGUUGGGUCGUUUCAUCCCGAGCUGUGAUGAGGAUGGCUACUACAGGAAGCAGCAGUGUGACCGGGGGGAGUGCUGGUGCGUGGACCAGGAGGGGGGUGAGGUGGCGGGCUCCAGGAUCCACGGCAAGCCUGACUGUAAUGAUGAAAUGACAUAUUCGGGCGAUUUUGGCAGCGGGGUCGGAUGGGAGGACGAAGAGGAGAAGGAGACCGCGGAGGAGGCUGAGGAAGAAGAGGGAGAGGCGGAUGACGGGGGGUAUAUCUGGUAGGGUCGUGAACGCGUUUCCCAAAUAUCGACAUUAGGAGCAUUACUACGGUUCCAGACAACACAAAAAUCUCGGAUCAAUAGAGGCCGAAAGGGGUGCACGAGUUAGAAGACUGCUUAUUGUAACGUACUGGGAGUGUUUCAUGUAAAAGAAUGUUUAAAAUGGGGGUAUAUUGGGGGAAAAGGGAGUUAAAAAAUCACUGUAGACAUUGCCGGCUCUGCAUUGAAGAGUUGUGUCUCUCAUACUUGUGAAUAUUUGUUCUAUUCUGUAUGUCUUAAAUGAUCUUAAAGCCGUUUUAGCUGAUGCAGGUGCUCGCAAAACAUAUGGGUGCAUUUUAACUGUUUGAAUUGUUAAUGUUCAAGUUUGCCUUCAAAUGAGUGGUUCUCAAAUGAUUGUGGUUGCUCCAAAAUGUUAUUGUAAUGUAUAUUAUAUGAUUAUGAUGCUGGUGUGAUUAAAGACAUGGUCAGAAGAAUGUAGCUGUUAUAUAAACUCCAGUGUUUUCGGCUAGAAGCCUGGAUAGCCAUCAACCCUUCUCUUUGUAUUCUGUAGUGUUAGUUAGCCUGGUACUGCUUUGAUUGAAUGCCAUUUUAAAGUGGAACUAAACACCUAAACUCUGCCCCUAACCCCAUUUCAAAUAGAGCUGGUAACUUGGCCAGUACUUGUAGGACUAAAGAAAAGAGUGAUGGGGGAGGAGGGGUGGGGUCUAGAGGUAUAAACAACAGUGUGAUUGGUCUAAAUGGUACUCACAUUACAAAUUCCACCCUUGCAGCUGGGUGUUUGUAAUCCCAAAAUCACAAACACCUGGCUGUAAUCAGGGUAGUCCUGUGUGAUGUCAUACAGUACUUGAAAUUGCAGAGGUCACUGGAGACAGCACACACUUUUUGACUGUUUUUAAUCAGAAAGCUGCAAAUUCAUCUAGUUUGCACUAAAAUGACCAACUAAAGUGACCAAAAAGGACUAGGAAUAGUACACAAUACUAUUAAAACAUCAUAUAUAGUUUAUCAGCAAAAAAAAGUUGAUUGGUUCCACUUUAAGGUGCAACUAACAUGCAAUUGGCAAACCAGAGUAAUAUGACAUAUUUACCUGUUCACUUUCUUCACUAUGAGCAGAGACAGCUGGUACAUUACCCAAAAUAGCAUUGCAGCAUUUUUAGAACUGCCAGAUGAGGUGGUAUUGUGCAGUAGCAGAUCCAGUGUGUACGCCAUUUUUAUUUGAUUGGAGGUAAGAAUACACCAGAGGGGAUAAGACCUUAUUUGGAACUGUCCCAGACUGACUUUCUCUGUACAGAAUACAUGGACAAAGUCAGAUGACUAUCCAGGCACCUCAAGUAGUGAAGUUUAAAACUGGUUUAUAUAUAGCUUCAGUAUAGUGACACGGUUUAACUUUCCUGAAACCUACAUGUUGCUUCGUUUCCUUCAGGAGCAUUGUUUUUAUACCAGAUGCCCUCCCCCAAAACUACUCAAUUUAACCAGGCAUUGGACCAGCACAAUUAGUGACGGCAAUUCCUCAACACACCAAGAUAUACGAUCACAACAGUACUGGCAUUUUCAUAUUUAUAUCCUUGAAAUGUUUGGGAAUCACUGCAUGCGAAAAAUAGCUAUGUUUUCUUGACAAAUAAAUUGAUGAAAUAUGCUAUUAGAUUGUUUUUAAAAAAGCACCCGUUAAAGACAUCAUUUCCAUCGGCUUGGGCUCUCGUGUGUGCGGUCUCGCUGUCUCAUCUGUCACACCUCACUCUUAGCUUGUACAUACUGUGUGCUCCAAGACAGACGCUCACAUUCUAGUCUCGUUACGCUCGGAAAGAUUAGCAGAAACACGUGGCUCGGUUGACAACUGUACAUCGUGUCAUAUUGUGGAUCGAUUAUUGUGUUUAUUACAAAAAAGAAAUAAAAGAUUCUUGUCUAUGUGGCUCCAAAAGCCACCGU
This is a messenger RNA of Periophthalmus magnuspinnatus, 3317 nucleotides long. RefSeq names its product SPARC (osteonectin), cwcv and kazal like domains proteoglycan 2 (gene spock2). Gene Ontology annotation, molecular function: calcium ion binding; protein binding. The transcript is spliced from 10 exons. The coding region runs from base 157 to 1398 and encodes 413 amino acids. Lineage: Eukaryota; Metazoa; Chordata; Actinopteri; Gobiiformes; Gobiidae. The record is from RefSeq and is a predicted model, not a curated record.